AUGGCGAAACAACUGGAAAACGGCAGUGAGAAGAAGAUGGCGGAGGGAGGUAAUGAUGCAGAGCUAUUCAAGGAGAAGGCGAAUAAGUACUUUAAAGAGAAAGACUAUGAAAAUGCAAUCAAGUACUACUCAGAGGCCGUGGAGCUCAAUCCAUCCAAUGCCAUCUACUACAGCAACCGAAGCCUGGCAUACCUACGCACAGAGUGCUAUGGCUAUGCCCUGGCUGAUGCUACAAAGGCCCUGGAGAUAGACAAGAACUACAUCAAGGGUUAUUACCGCCGUGCCACCUCCAACAUGGCACUGGGCAAGUUCAAAGCUGCACUGAAGGACUACGAGACGGUAGUGAGGGUUCGACCAAAUGACAAGGAUGCAAGGAUGAAGUAUCAGGAAUGUAACAAGAUUGUGAAACAGAAGGCUUUUGAGAGAGCCAUCGCCAGCGACGAGAUAAAGAAAUCUGUUGUUGACUCUUUGGACAUUGAAAGCAUGACGAUCGAGGAUGACUACGUAGGCCCUAAACUUGAAGAUGGCAAGGUCACAUUGAAGUUCAUGAAGGAGAUGAUGGAUUGGUUCAAAGACCAGAAGAAACUGCACAGAAAGUGUGCCUAUCAGAUUUUGGUGCAAGUCAAAGAUGUCCUAUCGAAACUACCGAGUCUUGUUGAAAUCUCAAUAAAAGAGACAGAAAAAAUAACAAUUUGCGGUGACACCCACGGGCAAUACUACGACCUUCUCAACAUCUUCAACUUGAAUGGCCUACCUUCAGAGACAAACCCCUAUCUGUUCAAUGGGGACUUUGUCGAUCGUGGUUCUUUCUCUCUUGAGGUCAUUCUCACCCUCUUUGGCUUCAAGCUGCUCUUCCCCGACAACUUUCACUUGCUUAGAGGUAACCACGAGACAGACAACAUGAACCAGAUGUACGGAUUUGAAGGGGAGGUCAAGGCCAAGUACACAGCCCAGAUGUUCCAGCUGUUCAGCGAGGUCUUUCAGUGGCUGCCUCUCGCACAGUGUAUGAACAACAAAGUACUGGUAAUGCACGGGGGACUGUUCAGUGAAGAUGGCGUCACAUUGGAAGACCUCAGGAAGAUUGAAAGGAACAGACAGCCUCCAGACUCAGGUCCCAUGUGUGACCUCCUCUGGUCAGAUCCACAGCCUCAGAAUGGCCGGUCAAUCAGCAAGCGAGGGGUGAGCUGCCAGUUUGGGCCAGACGUGACAGAGCGCUUCCUGGAACAGAACAAGCUGGACUUCAUCAUUCGUAGUCAUGAGGUCAAAGCUGAGGGAUAUGAGGUCACUCACUCAGGGAAGUGCAUCACCGUGUUCUCAGCACCCAACUACUGUGAUCAGAUGGGAAACAAAGGAGCUUAUAUCCACCUCAGGGGAUCUGACCUCAAGCCAGAAUUUCACCAGUUCACUGCUGUGCCUCAUCCGAAUGUCAAGCCCAUGGCGUAUGCCAACACGCUAAUGCAGUUGGGGAUGAUGUAGAAGCCACACUAGUCUGUCUGCGACACUGACGACCUCCCAUCUGACCUGAACCAUCCCAGUCACCUCACUCCCUCCAGUGCUCGGACAUGCUCUCAUUCAUGCUUAGCCUAAGGAAUCCCUCUCCCCGACAAACUUCCGCUAGUUGUUUGCAGAUCAUACGUGUAGUUCAGAUGGGAAGAGAUCACUUAGACCAACCCAGUCCAGAACUGGGUACAUUCUUUUCAUGUUACCAGUUAAAACUGGAAAAUCCCAAUUCACGUUCCACUUUGCCCCAUCAAUGUAUUGCAUCACUGGGAAAAAGAAACCAAUCCCUGAGUCUCCUUGGAGCUGCUUGGUUUUUAAAUAUUUGAUAUACUCAGCAGAUGGGAUCGACUAGCUGGUAUGUACCAAAGAUCUGUAAUAAAAAAAAGAUUGUUCAGUUUUUACAAGGAGCGACUUGUGACUCUGAAACCUAACAUUGUACUGUUGUUGGCCUGUGUACACAGCUUAAAGCAUUGUGAAAUGGGUAGAGCAGCAUGUCUAUCAGUGUUUCUCAAACCAUCCUACAGUAUGUUUUUUCUCCUUUUUUUAUUUUACAGGAAUACAAAAAAUAAUUACAUGUAUGAUCCCAGUCUCCAAAAAAAAAAGAAAAAAGAAAAAAAAGAGAGAUUGGCUCUUGGUACACUCUGAAAGGUGCUGUUUGCCAUUAGUGGUGUAUUUAGGUAGUCCAGUCAUGUAGAUGGUAACAUGUAUUUUGCACUGCUGCACUGCUUCCCGCUGAGGAAGAUACUGCUGCUCUCCAUAUUUUCAUCCUCGACAGUCAUUGUGCCACUCACCCGGCAGCUCCCGCACAGUCUCCUUUCCAAACUCGCUUUGGUGUAAGGCAAACACUGAUGGCACUCGAGUCUCCAAUACAUGUUCAAUUAUCGGUGACCCCCAUCCCCUACUUCCCCCAUAUGUGGAUUUCUUCAGUACACAAACGUCCAAGAUGCAAUCCUGUCUUGAAACGCACAGCUGCAUUGUCCAGUGACCCUCAACUUUUUAGAUAAAAUACACUGAUGUGUAUGUAUAUAUACUGUAUCAUUUAUCGAGAUUCCGUGUAAUGUUUGGAGAAAAAUUAUUGAAUAAAAAAAUCCAGUCCAGUGA
This is a messenger RNA of Scomber japonicus (chub mackerel), 2601 nucleotides long. It is a transcript of the gene ppp5c, whose product is annotated as protein phosphatase 5, catalytic subunit. The transcript has 13 exons. Gene Ontology annotation, molecular function: protein binding; protein serine/threonine phosphatase activity. Lineage: Eukaryota; Metazoa; Chordata; Actinopteri; Scombriformes; Scombridae. Gene Ontology annotation, cellular component: cytosol; nucleus. The record is from RefSeq and is a predicted model, not a curated record. Bases 1 to 1476 code for a protein of 491 amino acids.